Molecule: messenger RNA, 2448 nt
Organism: Gavialis gangeticus (Gharial)
Lineage: Eukaryota; Metazoa; Chordata; Crocodylia; Gavialidae
Gene: ERAP2
Product: endoplasmic reticulum aminopeptidase 2
Exons: 14
Coding region: 169-2046 (625 amino acids)
Biological process (GO): proteolysis; peptide catabolic process
Cellular component (GO): cytoplasm
Molecular function (GO): metalloaminopeptidase activity; zinc ion binding; peptide binding
Source: RefSeq, a predicted model, not a curated record
CCUUUCAUCUCCUAAGUAAGAGUUUAUGGAAGUCAUUUCAUGUUUGGGAAAGAAUAUGUAGACCAAGCAAUCUAACAACCACAAACAAUUUGGGGACUCAGUAAAUAAGACAGCUUCUUUUUUUAAAUCUUAGAUCUUAUUGCUGUUCCUGAUUUCCAGUCAGGAGCUAUGGAAAACUGGGGUCUCAUCACAUACAGAGAGACUUCUCUACUCUAUGAUCCCAAGACCUCCUCAGCAGCUGACAAACUGUGGGUCACCAAAGUGAUAGCCCAUGAAUUAGCACAUCAGUGGUUUGGUAACUUGGUUACCAUGGAAUGGUGGAAUGACAUUUGGCUAAAUGAAGGUUUUGCCCGGUUCAUGGAGUUGGUUUCUCUUAAUGCGACCUACCCAGAGCUGCAGUAUGAGGACUUCUUUAUGAAUGUAUAUUUUGGUGCAAUUGCAAGGGAUUCAUUAAAUUCUUCUCGUCCAAUCUCCAACCCAGCAGAAACCCCCAUUCAGAUAAAUGAAAUGUUUGAUACCGUGUCCUAUGAUAAGGGAGCUUGUAUUUUGAAGAUGCUCCAGGAUUUCCUAUCUGAGCAGGUUUUUCAGAAAGGGGUAAUUCAGUAUUUGAAGAAGUACAGUUAUAGGAACGCAAAGACUGAUGACUUGUGGAACAGCCUGGCAAAUAUUUGUCCUGAAGGUGAUUUAUCUUCUGGAAGUUUUUGCUUUGCUGCUUCCAGACCCAUUAGCAGUGCAUUCAGUCAUGAUGGAAGUCUUACAGAGAUCAAAGAAAUGAUGAACACUUGGACACAUCAGAAAGGAAUCCCACUAGUUCUUGUAAAAUGUGAAGGAAACACCAUUAAAUUGCGACAGGAGCGUUUCCUGAAGGGUGUCUUUGAAGAAGAUCCUGAAUGGGCUAAUCUGCAGUCAAGGUAUUUUUGGCAUAUCCCACUUACCUACAUCACUAGCAGCUCCAACACGGUUCACAGACAUGUAUUAAAAACUAAAACAGACUCAUUAAAACUCAAGGAAGGUGUUGCCUGGGUGAAAUUCAAUGUAGAUAUGAAUGGCUAUUAUAUUGUUCACUACGAGGGGAAUGGAUGGGACAACAUCAUUACAUUGCUGGAUCAGAACCACACACUCUUCAGUCCCCAGGACCGAGUGAACUUGAUCCACAAUGCAUUUGAACUGGUCAGUGCGGGAAGGCUCUCAUUAGACAGAGCCCUCGAUCUGACUCGGUAUCUCCAACAUGAAACCAAUAACAUAGUACUUCUGAAAGGCUUGGGCUACCUGGAAUCAAUCUACCAUGUGAUGGAGAGAAGAAAUAUUUCCAGUGUCUCAGAACACCUUAAGAAGUAUAUCCUGCGGUAUUUUAAGCCGGUGAUUGACAGGCAGACCUGGAGUGAUGAGGGCUCUAUUUCUGACAGAAUGCUUCGUUCUGAUCUCCUGCUACUCGCCUGUGAUCUGCGCUAUUCUCCCUGUAUCCAGAAGGCAAAUGAGCUUUUCAGCCAGUGGAUGGGAUCUGGUGGAAAUUUAGACCUUCCAACAGAUCUUUUAAAGACAGUUUACUCAGUUGGAGCACAAACGGGAGCAGGAUGGAAUUAUCUACUGAAGCAGUAUAGUCUAUCUGUUUCGGAUGCAGAAAAGAACAAAAUCCUCUAUGCUUUGACCACAAGCAGGCAUCAUGAAAAACUGGCAAAGCUAAUUACUCUAGGCAUGGAAGGUGAAGUUAUCAAGACUCAGAAUCUGGCAAUUCUUCUUCAUGCUAUAGCCAGGAACCCAGAGGGACAGAGACUUGCCUGGAAUUUUGUCAGAGAAAACUGGAAAAAGCUUCUUGAAAAGUUUGAAUUAGCUUCUUUCUCCAUUCGAACUAUUAUCUCUGGCACUACAUCCCACUUUUCAUCCAGAGAUGAACUAGAAGAGGUGAAGAUCUUCUUUAAGUCUCUAAAUAAUCAAGGAUCACAGCUAAAAAUCACUCGAGUUGUGCUGGAAACCAUAACAAAGAAUAUUAGAUGGCUGGAGAAGAAUCUCAGCAGUUUAAGAAACUGGCUUCUCAAUAAUCUUUAGGGUUUGACAUGAAUAUGAGAUGAUGAGUACAUGUCUAGUCUACUAGCACCCUCCAAACUAAAGGGGAUUUCAGUUUGGGUUAAAUGUUUCUUUUCCCUCCCACUGGUGAGUUGCAUUUGAAUACAGUAUGAAUUUGAAUAGAUAUAUUUGAUCCUCAUUCUAUUGUGCUAUAUAGAUAGCAGAGUUGACAAAAUGAAAUGUCUGUGCUACAAAGCUGAAGAAAAAUGGGAAAAUUUUCAAUAAUCCAAAUUGUGAAGGAGUGUUUGGAAACCUGAUCUGUUGAGGGGAGCGCCUGUGAAUUGCUUCAGUCAUUUGUCAUAGAUCAAUGCUGUAAACAGCCGUUUGAUUACAAACCCUGUUUAGCAUGGCUACAUGGAUAGAGAACAUAUAUAUUUUUUCCUG